This is a messenger RNA of Amoebophrya sp. A25, 983 nucleotides long. The record is from the annotation of a GenBank genome assembly. Lineage: Eukaryota; Dinophyceae; Syndiniales; Amoebophryaceae.
AUUACAGAUAUUAUGAUAUAAAAAAAAAAAAACACAAUUAGCUACACCAACUAGAUGAACAACAGCAACACCUGAGUGUUGAAUACUUACAGAUUCUACAUCACAAUGUCAGUCUCAACGUCUUCAUCGUUUUUCCCUAGCGGUCCCAUUUCCGGUCUCGCAGGCGAUGUCUUUGCUUCGCUCACCUACCGUCGACCCAUUGUCGACACUGCGCGAUUCAUCGAAACCUUCCCCACAGACGAUCACGACUUGUUCGAUCGGAAGUGCAUAGAAGCAAGCAAAAAUCCCUCUCUUAUAGCCUCUGCAGGCAUCGCAUGCACGUAUUUGGGACUAUACAGGGCUCUUGGGAGUGGAGCGUUCCUUGACCGUGUCCAGAAUGGUGCGAGUAAUGCAGUUUACAACUCUGUCAUGACGACCCAUGGUGCUGGGACCAGUUGUAAGAACAGCAGCAGGAUCACGACCAGCAAUGUGCUCCGUUCUUUCGUGCUGUCUUACUACGCAACAAGUAUGAGAAUCUCGAGUGCAAUAGGUGGUAGCGCAAACGUCGCAAACGGGGCCACUGCGUCGUCCUCUGGUUCGGUAUUUACAGCACUUCCCACCGGUCCCGAGCUUGCUGCACUGUCACAGCGAAUGGGGGCAAUCGCGCGAUCUCUGACACGCCAAACCCUGGCAGUAGGUCCCAGCCUUCUCGCGAUCUACGUAUAUGGGUUAUACUCGAAUAGACAACUCAUCCAAAGUUUUGUCCAAGAUCGAGGGACCAGGUUAAGCGUUGAAUGUGCUCAAAGGUAUCAGAAAAUAGCUCCGGAGGACUUUCAAGCUAUGAUGGAGGAAAACUGAUGAGACGACAAUGCAGAUGGGCUUGAAAAUGACACGUAAGCACCGCAAGAUUCUCCAUCUAAGUCAGGAAUUUUUCUUGUAUGUAGUAACAGUAUUCAGCUCUAGGCCGUUCCAGCUUUGCUCGAAGAGAACCACCACGAGCGAGG